GUCUGGAUCAAAGUAUGAGUGAAAAUCAGUCACUAAAGAAUGAACUUUUGAACUAUAAACAGGAAAACAGAAAUCUGCAGGGAAUAGAGGAUGCGCUGCAGCAGAGAUUGGCUACCCAAGAAAGCUCUGUGCUUCAACUGAAACAGGAGUUACUGCGGGCUAAUAUGGACAGGCAUGAGCUGCAAAGCCAGAAUGUGGACUUACAGAGAAAAAUGGAAGAGAGGAGCCAGUUUAUUGCAGACUAUAAGAAAGAUUUAACCAAGAAGGAAUGGCUUAUACAACAACUGCAAGGAAAGCUUGAUGAAUCUCAACGGAAGCUUUCUGAAGCCAACUAUCACAAGACUGACCUUCAGAAAGAGUUGGAUCACCGGAAGGCUCUUCCUCAGCAGUACAUGAAUGAAGAAGAUGAUCAGGUAGACCUGAGUGUUUCACCAAUGCCACAUUCACAGAGCACCCCAGUCAUGGGCAGCAGCAACUCAUCCACCAAAGUGCUGUACUUUACUGACCGCUCUCUGACACCCUUCAUGGUCACUUUACCAAAGAGUUUAGGAGAGGUGACACUGAGGGACUUCAGAGCAGCUAUUGGUCGAGAGGGAAGUCACAGAUACCACUUCAAGGCUUUGGAUCCUGAAUUUGGAACAGUGAAAGUAGAGGUGUUUCAUGAUGAAGAUAUUAUUCCAGGCUGGGAAGGUAAAAUAGUAGCCUGGGUGGAAGAAGAUCACGGAAGCAUUUGAAUGAUAUUGAUCAUUGGUACAAUGAGAAACUCCAUGAUACGGGUCUGGAUAUUUUAUCAUGCUGCCAAAAGAGGAUUCUGCAGGCACCAAAAGGAAAGCUCAUACAUAGUUCCAGCUGCAGGAAAGUGGAUCCUUACUAGUUGCUGGUGAUGCCUUUAAUGCAUCAAACGAGACAAUAUACAUUUGGGAUAGCCGCAAUGAUAUUAUUUCUUAGGAUUUAUGUGGUCCCUGCCUUGUGGUUGCCAGCAGCCUUAUAAUGUAUGAAAUACAGUAUGUGAUGAAGAGUAUUCAGUAUUUUUCUACAGGUGCACUAAAUCUAGUCUUGCAGUUAUAGCAGGGCAAUAUGUAACAGGUCCCUUCAGGUUAGACAAUCCUUAGAUUGGGUCAAAUGCAGUAAACUAUUUGCCAUCUACGUAGUCUGCAUAUCAUUGGUUGGAACAUGGAAACAUAAAUUCUACAGCAUAGGCCACUCAGAUGGCCAGAUUGUUAUUGCUGUAGAAUUUAAUCUAUGGUACAAAAAUGGUUAAAGCAUGGAUAUUCAUCCUGGGCCUGUACAUCUCACAAGAUACGGUGUAGGAGGCUUAUAGUUCAGUGCUAACCAUACACAUAUUAAAAAGAUGUUUUCAGAUUUUUGCCUGAAAACCACUAAAUCUUCGUAUUAUUACACAAAACCCAUCGCAGAUGAAGAUAUCUUUAGGACUUCUCCCAUUGACUUAUAUGCAACCAUGGCAGGUCUGAGAUGCCGGAUUUUCAAAUUCAGACUUUUUCCAUACUCUGAGC
This is a messenger RNA of Xenopus laevis (African clawed frog), 1514 nucleotides long. Its product is annotated as dixin-like. The record is from RefSeq and is a predicted model, not a curated record. The coding region runs from base 15 to 734 and encodes 239 amino acids. The transcript has 9 exons. NCBI's taxonomy places the organism in Eukaryota, Metazoa, Chordata, Amphibia, Anura, Pipidae.